AAUCCAUUCUCCCAAGAAGAAGGGACAGAAAGAAAGACCACUUUGUAAGAAAGGCUUUGGUAUCCCAUGAACGAGCCAACCGAACACCGAUUGGGGUGCACCAGGACUCCAGAGCCAGAUAUAAGGCUCAGAAAAGGGCACCAACUUGAUGAUACAAGGGGAGGUAACAAUGACAACCACCAUGGAGAUUUGGAGCCCAGUUUAGAGACACCUGUUUGUUCUUCCUAUUAUGAAAAUAGCCCCGAGGAACUCGAGUGUCACGAUGACAACUCCCAAGAAGAUGAAGGGUUUAUGGGCAUGUCCCCUCUCCUACAAGCCCAUCAUGCUAUGGAACGGAUGGAAGAGUUUGUGUGUAAGGUGUGGGAAGGUCGAUGGCGAGUGAUCCCUCAUGAUGUGCUGCCAGAUUGGCUUAAGGACAAUGACUUCCUUCUCCAUGGACACCGGCCUCCUAUGCCUUCUUUCCGGGCCUGUUUUAAGAGCAUCUUUAGAAUACACACAGAGACGGGCAACAUUUGGACACAUCUCCUAGGUUGUGUAUUCUUCCUGUGCCUGGGGAUCUUUUAUAUGUUUCGCCCAAAUAUAUCUUUUGUGGCCCCUCUGCAAGAGAAAGUGGUCUUCGGGUUGUUCUUCUUGGGAGCCAUUCUCUGCCUUUCCUUUUCAUGGCUCUUCCACACGGUGUACUGCCACUCAGAAGGGGUCUCCCGACUCUUCUCUAAAUUGGAUUACUCUGGUAUUGCUCUUCUGAUCAUGGGAAGUUUUGUUCCUUGGCUUUAUUAUUCUUUCUACUGUAACCCACAACCUUGCUUCAUCUACCUGAUUGUCAUCUGUGUGCUGGGCAUUGCAGCCAUUAUCGUCUCUCAGUGGGACAUGUUUGCCACCCCUCAGUAUCGGGGGGUCAGAGCAGGAGUGUUCGUGGGCUUAGGUCUGAGUGGAAUCAUCCCUACCUUGCAUUAUGUCAUCUCAGAAGGGUUCCUGAAGGCUGCCACCAUAGGGCAGAUAGGCUGGCUAAUGCUCAUGGCUAGCCUCUAUAUCACAGGAGCUGCCCUCUACGCGGCCCGUAUCCCUGAGCGCUUCUUUCCUGGCAAAUGUGACAUCUGGUUUCACUCUCAUCAGCUCUUCCACAUCUUUGUGGUUGCUGGUGCCUUUGUUCACUUCCACGGAGUCUCAAACCUGCAGGAAUUUCGUUUCAUGAUUGGUGGGGGCUGCACUGAAGAGGAUGCGCUGUGAUACUCUCCAGGAACCAGGGACUUUGACCCUGAGCCAGGCCUGCAGCUCCCGCAGGCCUUCUUACUGGCUGUCGGUGCCAGUGCCAGAGAAGCCCCAAAACUUGGACAGCCUCACGGGCCUUGUGUUAGCCCAAGGGCUCCAUGGGGUACAAGACUAAGAAGAGAAAAAAAUAAAUCAUACCUCAAAGGAUGGAACGCAUCAAUUUGGAGAAAAGGAGAAAUGCUCAUCCCUGGCUUCCUCUUGGGAUCUACUGAUUGACAGCAAUUCGGCAAGACCUGCCUGACAGACUGGCUCCUGACGUGACCAUACUUAUGUGUAGAAGAUGGGGAAACAGUUUAGUUGGUGGUUCUUUCUUCUCCCUUUCUUGCUCCUUAAAGCAGUAAUACGUAUGAGUACCAUGCGCCAACUGAUUGCCAUGUGCCAUUGGAGCUCCUUAAAACAAUAAUCAAAACCAAUUUAGGUGAACAUUUAUAUCCAAUAAAGGGGUGGGAGUGUGGUUUUAGGCACUCCUUUGGGAGAACAAAGAAAUUAAUGUAAAUAAGAUUUCUAA
Molecule: messenger RNA, 1777 nt
Organism: Rattus rattus (black rat)
Lineage: Eukaryota; Metazoa; Chordata; Mammalia; Rodentia; Muridae
Gene: Adipor2
Product: adiponectin receptor 2
Exons: 7
Coding region: 67-1227 (386 amino acids)
Biological process (GO): adiponectin-activated signaling pathway
Cellular component (GO): plasma membrane
Molecular function (GO): signaling receptor activity
Source: RefSeq, a predicted model, not a curated record